This is a messenger RNA of Cooperia oncophora, 369 nucleotides long. Lineage: Eukaryota; Metazoa; Nematoda; Chromadorea; Rhabditida; Trichostrongylidae. The record is from the annotation of a GenBank genome assembly.
AUGAGCAAUGGAUGCCAGACAUGUCGACUGGACAUUCUCUGCGAAAACGAUCUCACCGAAGCUUGUGCAGAUCAGUUUAUUCUUGGCUCAUCGCCAAGAGCAUCAAACAAUAGCAUCGAUUACUGGAUAAAGGCUGGAGACAGCUUUCCAUUUCCAACCCAGUCGCAGAUCGAGUUGACCACAUCAGUACAACGAACUUCAGUUCCUGUCGAUGUUCGAGUUCUCUCAAUUGCAGCGGGCGAAAAGAAGCGUCUUACUGUGAGCGGUCUCGACCCGAACGAAGUGUUACGAUAUCCGUCGAUGCGUGGAAAUCCGGUUACCACCAUCACUAACACAGGAUCGACGGUUCACCUUCACCAAUACGACUAG